AUGUCCCUCAACCCCUACCAGAACACCAACUCCUCCGACCGCCGCAAUAUCUUCAACUCCCAGCGCCGACGCUCUAUGCCUCCCCUCAAAGACGACUCAGACAGCGACAGCCUAUACGACUUCGACGAUGGAAGCUACAGGCCCUGUAUGUUCGGUACUGAUAGACCGCACACGAUGAGUGGAAGUAGAGGGGCAGCCAUGUGUCCACCAGUAGCAGAUCGCUGGUCGCGCCAUCAUGAUCUUCCCAACGCCUUCCCUAGAGGCCAAGCAGGAUUCCAAUUCCACCGAGGCGGACUUGGUGAUUCUAGUGGUGUCGGCCGUGGGGUGGAUAUGAAUGACUUGGUCAUCGGUGGUCCUAGACGCCGCUAUGGACAGCGCUACACAGCAGGGGACUUCGAAGACGUUCUCAAUGAAGUAAAUAGAGGAAUUGAACUGUUUCGCAUGCUAUACCGCGGACAGAUGCCUGCGGAUGGUCAGAUGGGAUUCGCAGAGGAAGAUUUCGGCGAGGAUAUGGGGAUUGGUAGACGUCAGCCUCUUCAACGUCAAGGACAGUAUCGCCAGGAAAAUCCUGUUGGGCUCAGUGGGCCGCUUGUUGAAGGCUUUGGAGGAGGCAUUGGCGGAGCUGGAGGUCGCUAUGGAGUGCGCGGUGCAGGGCUCUUUGAUGACCUCGGUGACGGUCUCGGUGGUGGAUUUGGCCGGGGUGGCCGGGGAGGGAGAUGCUGA
Molecule: messenger RNA, 723 nt
Organism: Pyrenophora tritici-repentis Pt-1C-BFP
Lineage: Eukaryota; Fungi; Ascomycota; Dothideomycetes; Pleosporales; Pleosporaceae
Source: RefSeq, a predicted model, not a curated record